Messenger RNA from Linnemannia hyalina, 1431 nucleotides. The record is from the annotation of a GenBank genome assembly. Lineage: Eukaryota; Fungi; Mortierellomycota; Mortierellomycetes; Mortierellales; Mortierellaceae.
AUGUCAGCAAAAGACCAAAUCCAGGCGCAAAACUACCGCGAGGAGGCUGACACCUUCGGAAUCCUUCAAGUGCCCGCCGACAGAUACUGGGGUGCCCAGACUCAACGUUCCCUGCAAAACUUUGAUAUUGGUGGCGUGACAGAGCGCAUGCCCGAACCCUUGAUCAAGGCUUUCGGUAUCUUGAAGCGCGCCGCUGCUCAGGUCAACAUGACCUACGGUCUCGAUCCCAAUGUCGGCUAUGCUAUCUUCAAGGCUGCCAAUGAAGUCAUUGAGGGCAAGCUCUUCGACCACUUCCCCCUAGUCAUCUGGCAGACCGGCUCUGGCACUCAGACCAACAUGAACGUUAACGAGGUCAUCUCCAACCGCGCCAUUGAGCUCUUGGGAGGCGAGCUCGGGUCCAAGAAGCCUGUCCACCCCAACGACCACGUCAACAUGUCCCAGUCCUCCAAUGACACCUUCCCCACCGCCAUGCAUGUCGCUGCCGCGAUCGAGAUCAAUCAGCAACUCAUCCCUGCCAUCACGCUCCUCCGUGACGCAAUUCAGGCCAAGAGCGACGAGUUCAAGGACAUUAUCAAGAUCGGUCGCACUCACUUGCAGGAUGCUACUCCCUUGACUCUUGGACAAGAAUUCUCGGGAUACGUUCAGCAGCUCACCUAUGGCAUUGCCCGUGUCCAAGCGACCCUUCCUCGUCUCUACAACCUUGCCCAAGGAGGUACCGCCGUUGGCACUGGCUUGAACACACGCGAAGGCUUUGAUGUUAAGGUCGCCGAGGUGAUUGCAAAGAUUACCCAUCUCCCCUUCAAGACCGCCCCCAACAAGUUUGAAGCCCUGGCCGCCCACGACGCCAUUGUUGAAUCCCACGGUUCGCUCAACGUCCUUGCCGUCUCACUGAUGAAGAUCGCCAACGAUAUUCGCUUCUUGGGCUCUGGCCCCCGUUGCGGUCUCGGAGAGUUGAACUUGCCCGAGAACGAGCCCGGUUCGUCAAUCAUGCCCGGAAAGGUCAACCCCACCCAAUGUGAGGCCAUGACCAUGGUUUGUGCCCAAGUCAUGGGCAACAACACCACCAUCUCUAUCGCAGGCUCUAAUGGUCACUUUGAAUUGAACGUCUUCAAACCUGUGAUGAUCAAGAGCAUGAUCCAGUCCAUCCGUCUUCUUUCUGAUGCCUGUGUCUCCUUCACCAAGAACUGUGUUGUUGGAAUUGAGGCCAAUGAGAAGAAGAUCAAUGCGAUCAUGAACGAGUCCUUGAUGCUCGUCACCGCUUUGAACCCUCAUAUUGGGUACGAUAACGCCGCCAAGUGCGCCAAGAAGGCACACAAGGAAGGGACCACUCUGAUGGAGGCUGCUAUUUCAUUGGGACUUUUGAACGAGGACCAGUUCAAGGAAUGGGUCCGCCCUGAACUCAUGCUGGGACCCACAAAGUCCGCCCAAUGA